Messenger RNA from Protomyces lactucae-debilis, 2475 nucleotides. RefSeq lists its product as uncharacterized. Gene Ontology annotation, cellular component: cell division site; microtubule cytoskeleton; septin complex. Gene Ontology annotation, biological process: cytoskeleton-dependent cytokinesis. Bases 313 to 2427 code for a protein of 704 amino acids. Gene Ontology annotation, molecular function: GTPase activity; ATP hydrolysis activity; molecular adaptor activity. Lineage: Eukaryota; Fungi; Ascomycota; Taphrinomycetes; Taphrinales; Protomycetaceae. The record is from RefSeq and is a predicted model, not a curated record. The transcript has a single exon.
CCCGUCAGCGUUUGAAAGCACUGCAAGCGAAAGGUCUCCGUCUCCAAGACUUCAAUACCAGAACUACCAGCAACCGGGCUGAUUUGGCUAGAAAUGGCAUGAACGCCAUGGAAUGUACCCGCUAGGAUGAGGUAGUCAUUUGCAGAGAGCUUCGUGAGGCCUGCUGCGUAGUCUGCUUGGAAGAUGAGACCGCCUGCUUUGUUGAUGAUGUAGAGGGAGUGGAUCAUUCUAGAGCAGGCCUUUUACAUGCAGCAACAGAACACGAUCUAGCUAGAUGAACUGUGAUCUAAGUCUGAGCUUGAUCCUUUUAGCAUGAGAGCACAGGAUGGGAGUGCUUGGUCGCUGUCUGAUCGCGCUUUCGUUUCGAUUACGCGCGCGACCCCAGCAGCAGCCCAUCACCAAGCACCAUCAUCCAUCGCAUUCACCAGUCGGCACCCAGCGCACUCCAUUAGACGCCUGCGCGUCCUCAUCUGGCAAAAGGCCGUCUUCUCUAUCCCCCUCCAGGCGCGCGCGAGCAGUGGCAACGGCAUAAGAUCCCGCAUGUCCACCUCCGCAGACGACACACUACGCACGCCCAUGCCGCGUCGAUCCAUAACGGCCGCUUCAGCAGACUGCUACUUCACCUCUGCACAACAAGCGUCAUCAGAAGAUGAAGAUGCGCCAUUGGAGGAAUCACAAGUCCACGUUUCAGAGACGCAACUGGCACACACACACGAAGCAGCAUCGAUACAAUCACAGAUACCUAGUACCCUUGCGCAACGUCUUGUACAACGCUCAGAAACACCCGCUCAGUCACUUAUUAGUUCAUGGGCUUCUCCAGCUUCUUCCAACGCCGCUGCAGUACCCGCGGAAGAGGCGCAACGGCCAAGUUCAGCAUCAUCGGCAAGUUGCGUCUCUAUGCCUAUUUCUGCGCCAAGUGGUAUCCCUGCGCCUUCAACGACUUGUGAGGAAUUACCGAUUGGUGCUACAAUAGGACCAAAUCUAGUCAUGCCGCAAAUGCAAGCUUCUACAGCCAGUAUUCCUGUAAAACCAUUGACAGAACACGGUCGGCGUGUGGGGAAACUACGGAUUCUUAUUGCUGGUGCGCAUGGAAGUGGUAAGACAACGUUACUCAAGACAAUCCUGGCACAGUGUCCAGAUAUUGUCUUGUCGGAGGGUACUGAGGGGAUCGAGGCUGGUCGGCCGACUGUCAGGUUACAGGAGGUUCGCGCAUCCACACAACCUUACCCAGCAUGGAAAGUACUGCAUCAAUCGAUGCAAACUGCGCGCUCGGAGCGAGGUGAAGUACUUGAACGAAAUCUGUUGCUUGUUGAUUCUCCAGGACACAGUCAUACUGCUGCGGAAGUAGAAACAGAAGAAGUCAUGGAGGCGGUAUUGGGAUACCUGGAUGAUCAAUUCAAGCAAACGAAUCGAGUCCUGCGAGAUACCGUUCAUCUGAGUGAUGAAGACCUCGCCAAUCUGAUUGCAGCGCCACAGGGCGGAUUGACACAGGUGGAUGUGAUUGUGUAUUGUAUCGCUGGACGAUUAACACAGACAGACACAGAUCUUGCGAGACGCUUCGCUGCCUAUGCGACAGUCUUGCCUGUUUUAACGAAAGCCGAUGGAUUGGAUGACGCACAACUACAAACGCUCAUGCAGGACGUACGCGCGCAUUCAUCGCUCUUUUACGGAACUGAGCAUCUCCUCAAAGUCUGCUGUCGCGACCCAGAAAUGGAUGCGUCUGUGUUGAUGCAGUCGGACUAUCGCCCUAUUUUACCAAGCAGUGACUUGCCUUUGCUGUUUCGAACGUUGCUACAUGGUGAGAAUCCGGCACGCUUCAGACAUAGUGCAGCACGCAAAUUUAUUGCUUGGAAACAACGACAAGACAUCUAUGCCUGUUCUGUACCAUGCCGUACUCAAGAAGGGGACGACGAUGGAGUUGCUUCAGGUGUUGUUGUGGAUUCAUUGAGUGCAUGGGGACCGUUGGUGCCGAGUGCGGCAUUUACCGUUUCUCGCAUUGCUGAGCAUACGAGACGCGAAGCAAGUGCUGGUACUGAACUACGGAUUGCUGCAUGGGCCUCUGAGAUGACUCAAUCCCUUGCUGCACAGCGCGUCUCUUCCAGUGCGGUGGAGACGGGACUGCUCCUUGGUGAUGGGCAGCAUGCUCGUUGUCAGGCAGAAGCAGCAUGGGUGCUUGCUAGACGACAAUACCUGGAAGAAACACAACUGCGACCUCGCCACAGUGGCUGUCCUGGAUCUCGGUAUGUCAUGACCUUGCCGAAUCACUUUUCCAGUGCAACGACACGGGAUCCCUUGGGGCUGAUUGAGAUGCAGGAGAAGCUGUCACGGUGUGCGAAGACUGUGGGUGGGUGGUUGGUGGAUCUGGGGGUUGUGUCUGGGGUUGGGUUUUUGUGCUGGACGUGGUUUCAGAGUAUGGUGUCUGCGUGAUAGCUCUACUAUACCAUCAUACCUAUCCUACUAAUCUAUAUACUAUAC